AUGUCAGAGAACGCAGAGCCCCCCGUUGUCGCCGUCAUGACCAACGGAACACUCAAUGGCGUCAAUGGCGACCACCCGCCGCGCCCAAGAACACCGCAGCCCGCCGGAAUGUCCUUGACUGAGUACAGCGCCAACCCGUCCACGCCGCCAGAGGAGAGAAGGAGCCGCAUCAAGGGUGUUGUUCCCGAGGACUUUCUGCUGCCUGAUGGCCACCCAGACUACCUCCGAAUGAUCGCCGCCGCGACGUCCCGCGUCUACGAAGCCUGCAAGGUCACACCGCUCCAGCCCGCCGUCAAUCUCAGCAACCGACUCGAGUGCAAUGUUCUACUCAAGCGCGAGGACCAGCAGCCCGUCUUCAGCUUCAAGCUGCGCGGCGCCUACAACAAGAUGGCCCACCUCGACCCCGCCGUUAGCUGGAAGGGCGUCGUCUGUUGCUCCGCCGGUAACCACGCUCAGGGCGUCGCCUACUCGGCCCGCAAGCUCAAAAUUCCCGCGACCAUCGUCAUGCCCGAAGCCACACCUAGCAUCAAGCAUCUGAACGUUGCGCGCCUGGGCGGACACGUUGUCUUGCACGGUGCCGACUUCGAUGCCGCCAAGGAGGAGUGCGGCCGGAGAGCGGCGCAGGACGGCCUGAUCAACAUCCCGCCAUUUGACGACCCGUACGUCAUUGCGGGCCAGGGAACCAUUGGUAUGGAGCUGUUCGGCCAGAUCAACAUGUCCAAGCUCGAUGCCAUCUUUUGCUGUGUCGGAGGUGGUGGCCUCAUCUCCGGAAUUGGUGUCUACGUGAAGCGCAUGGCGCCCCACGUUAAGAUCAUUGGUGUUGAGACCUACGACGCCAACGCUCUGGUCCAGUCCUUGGCCAAGGGAGAGCGAGUGGUGUUGGACAGCGUCGGCCUCUUUGCAGACGGUGCCGCCGUCAAGACCGUCGGCGAGGAGACGUUCCGCCUCUGCAAGGACGUUGUGGAUGAGGUCAUCCAAGUCACCACGGACGAGGUCUGCGCUGCCAUCAAGGACAUGUACGACGACACUCGCGCCGGUCUCGAGCCCGCCGGCGCCCUUUCCAUUGCCGGCCUCAAGAAAUACGUCGCUCAGAACCCGAGCGAUCGCCGCAAGACCAUGGUGGCUGUCACCUCUGGCGCCAACAUGAACUUUGACAGGCUGCGUUUCGUCGCUGAGCGCGCCACCCUUGGUGAGGGUAAGGAGGCCCUGCUGGCGGUCAGCAUUCCCGAGAAGCCCGGUGCCUUCUCCAACCUCAUCACCAGCAUCAUGCCCCACUCCGUGACCGAGUUCUCAUACCGCUACGCGACCGACGAAGUCGCCAAUGUUCUUAUUGGUAUCUCCCUGACAGCCCCUGCACCGCAAAGAACGCAGGAGCUGCAGAUGCUCUUGGAGCGCAUUCGGUCGCACGACAUGUCGGUGACGGAUCUCUCGGGCGACGAGCUCGCCAAGAGCCACAUCCGGUACCUCGUCGGUGGUCGCUCCAACGUGCCCAACGAGCGCCUGUACAUGUUCAACUUCCCUGAGCGGCCCGGCGCUUUGGAGAAAUUCCUCAUGACCCUGCGUCCCAAGUUCAAUAUUAGUCUGUUUAACUACCGUAACUACGGUGGUGACACGGGUAAGAUCUUGGCGGGUAUUCUCUGCCCCGACAACGAGGUUGAUCAAUUGGAGACGUUCUUGACUGAGAUUGGAUACCCGUGGGAGGACUGCACCCAGUCGGCCAAAACGGAACAUUGGGAAAUAUCACGCAUGCUGGUGCAACCUUGGGAAGAAGAAAAGCCGCCUCUUUACUUCGCUGCGCGCAACCUUCAAAAUAAUGUCAUCCCAUCGUCGAUGCCUUUUCAUCCGAUACCGCAGCUGAGCGAUAAGACCGUCGAAAAUGCUCCAACUGAGGCCAUCCAGGCCCCCUUCAACACCAGAGCAGUCGGCAUCGCGAAGCUCCACGCCUCACCACGAAAUACGGACCUCAGCCUAAGCUCCCGACUUCCACCGUGUCCGACCUUUCCUCUCACAACCCGCCCGACGACACAUCGACCAGGAAAAUCGAGAAAAGACUACACAAUGGCUUCUUCCCUCGCCGCCUCCCUCAGGGCCCUGACCCUCAGCACCGCCCGCGCAACAAUCCCCCGCGCCGUCAGCUCCGCUGCCACAACCACGGCGACGCGCGCCCUCUCGACGGCGAUCCUGACGAAGCAGCCGGCGCAAAAGAGCGAGUCGAUGCUCGCGCAGGUCGGAAAGAGCGCCUCGGGCGUGGUGAAUGCCUUGGUGCAGCAGACGAGGGGGAUGAAGGUGCACAGCUCCGUCAAGAAGAGGUUGAUUCGGGGAGGUGGAAUUGAGGAUAUCCGGAUGGACGACCAGAGGAGGAUUCGCAUUGUGAAGCUGAGCUUUGGCAUGGACAUUUUGCUAACUUCAUGCGCCACAGAUUGCGAACCCCAGACACAAGCAACGCCAAUCUUGAGAGAUUCUUCGGUUCUGGGUUCAGAGAGGGAGACUAUCAACGAAGUGGUGUGUAUGAAAACCUUGUACCAUACAGAGAGGAGGGACCGGGGAAGCUCAGAGAAAUGGGGCAUCGGGCGAGCGACAGCACGUGAGGAUGUUGCGACUGUAGACAAGUUUUGA
Colletotrichum lupini is the source of this 2616-nucleotide messenger RNA. RefSeq names its product threonine ammonia-lyase. Gene Ontology annotation, biological process: L-threonine catabolic process. Gene Ontology annotation, molecular function: threonine deaminase activity; pyridoxal phosphate binding. The transcript has 8 exons. The coding region runs from base 1 to 2616 and encodes 871 amino acids. Lineage: Eukaryota; Fungi; Ascomycota; Sordariomycetes; Glomerellales; Glomerellaceae. The record is from RefSeq and is a predicted model, not a curated record.